Messenger RNA from Amphibalanus amphitrite, 1801 nucleotides. RefSeq names its product guanine nucleotide-binding protein subunit beta-5-like. The transcript has 7 exons. Gene Ontology annotation, biological process: G protein-coupled dopamine receptor signaling pathway; G protein-coupled receptor signaling pathway. The record is from RefSeq and is a predicted model, not a curated record. Gene Ontology annotation, cellular component: cytoplasm; heterotrimeric G-protein complex. Gene Ontology annotation, molecular function: signaling receptor complex adaptor activity; protein binding. Lineage: Eukaryota; Metazoa; Arthropoda; Thecostraca; Balanomorpha; Balanidae. Bases 110 to 1174 code for a protein of 354 amino acids.
GGGCGGUGGUUGAGCGUCUGACGGGCGGCUAACGGCCGGUGCGGGGUGCGAUACGGUGGUGGGUGACGCGCUCCUUUCACGGCGGUGACGCGUAGGAAGCGGAGGCGCCAUGGCAGCCGACGGUGCCGCCAGCGAGGGUCAGGAGACCAGCGUCGAGGCGCUGCGCAAGGAAAUCGAGUCACUCAAGGUCAAACUGGAUGAGGAGCGACAGAAAAUGAACGAUGUGACACUGGACAAGGUGGCAGGGCGACUGGAGCCAUGCGGGCCGCUCAACAUCAAGUCGCGUCGCGUCCUCAAGGGCCACCAGGGGAAGGUGCUGGCUCUCGACUGGUCACUGGACAAACGUCACAUCGUCUCCUCCUCACAGGACGGCAAGAUGAUCCUGUGGGACGCAUUCACCACCAAUAAGGAACACGCCAUCACUAUGCCGACCACCUGGGUAAUGGCGUGCUCGUACGCGCCCAGCGGCAACGCCGUCUGCUGCGGCGGCCUGGACAACAAGGUGACCAUCUACCCGCUGAGUCUGGAGGAGGACAUGUCGGCCAAAAAGCACACGGUCGGCACGCACAUCAGCUACAUCUCGUGCUGCUGUUUCCCCAACUCUGACCAGCAGAUCCUCACGGGCAGCGGAGACGCCACGUGCGCCCUCUGGGACGUCGAGUCCGGCAGUCUGCUGCAAAACUUUGUCGGACACACGGCAGACGUGAUGACACUCGACUUGGCGCCCUCCGAGACGGGGAAUACCUUCGUGUCGGCGGGGUGCGACAAGACGGCGAUGAUCUGGGACAUGCGCACCGGCUCCUACGUGCAGACGUUCGAGGGCCCAGCUGCUGACAUCAACACUGUCAAGUACUACCCCAGCGGAGACGCCAUCGCCACCGGAUCAGACGACGCCACGUGUCGCCUGUUCGACCUGCGCGCCGACCGCGAAGUGGCCUGCUACACGAAGGACAGUUUGAUUUUCGGUGUGAACGCGCUCGACUUCUCGGUGAGCGGUCGGCUGCUGUUCGCCGGCUACAACGACUACACGGUGAACGUGUGGGACUCGCUGAAGGUGCAGCGCAUCACCGUGCUGUACGGGCACGACAACCGCGUCUCCUGCCUCAAGAUGAGCCCGGAUGGCACCGCCUUCUGCACCGGCAGCUGGGACUUCACGCUGAAGGUUUGGGCCUGAGCGCGGACAUCUGGCGAUGACGUGAUCUGCCAGGGGUGUGGAGCCGCUCUGCCGAGACGCAAACGGGGGACCAUCUGGACGGACAUAAAGGAGGGACCAGCACAGUGGGCAGUCGAGCUCUGACACAAGCGUAGUGGUGCCGCUGCUUCUUCCAGUGGCCAUAGUCAAACGGAGAAACGCACAACACGGCGCCGUUUUGCAGGCCGCCAUUCACGCGGCCAUCAGUGGGCUGUACAACGGACUAGUGACGCGCACAAGAAUGUGUAGGUUCUACUUGCUGUAGGCGUGAGUGAUGCGCAGGCCACACCCACAGAGGUGUAGACAGUGGUCAGGGAAUGGUGUUGUCUGUAGGAUAUGUGGUGCUUUCUGCGUUGACAUGGAGCAAAUUUUUGCCCUCACUGACAUUCGCUACUUUUCAUCCUUCAGCGGCACAAGGGAAGGUGGCUGAAACAUACGCCUUUCGUAUGGCUCCUAAUUAAGAUACAGCUUCGCAAAAAAAAGUUUCUAUCUAAGAGAGUAGACCAAAGGGUCUUGAUUUGAAGGUCUCAUGUCAACUUCUGGGUCAGGUUGAAGACCUGAAAAUGUGACCUUGUUUUUUUUGGCAGAAAAAAAAAGAUCCCAACACUC